Camellia sinensis is the source of this 3051-nucleotide messenger RNA. The record is from RefSeq and is a predicted model, not a curated record. NCBI's taxonomy places the organism in Eukaryota, Viridiplantae, Streptophyta, Magnoliopsida, Ericales, Theaceae.
AUGGAGAUUCUAGAAUUUUGGCUGAGAAGGCUUCUCAUCCUGAAUUCAAAUUCCAUUGGAGGGGAUGUGUUCACUGUCCAAUCCAUCAAAACUGGCUUAGAGGAGUUUCAAAACUCGUCUGGUUUGUCCCCUAGCCCUAAUAAGAGUCACAUUUUCUUUUCUGGGUGUGAACAGAAUUUAAGAGAUGAGAUUCUUAGGGUUUGUAACUUCAGUGAAGGCACUUUGCCUGUGAGGUACUUAGGGGUUCCUUUUGUAAUACAAUUUGUUCUUUUCUCUAUGCAAGUGUUCUGGACCUCUUUGUUUAUUCUUCCAAAGAAGGUUAUUCGUUCCAUAGAGAGUCUGUUUAGAGCCUUCUUCUGGUCUGGCUGUGAGCUGAAGAAGUAUGGGGCUAAGGUGUCUUGGGAUAGAUUGUCCCCUAAGAAUGAAGGGGGCUUGGGGUUUAAAUCUCUUAUGGUGUGGAACAAGGCUGCUAUUGCUAAGCAUAUCUGGUUCCUCUUCUCUGGGGAUGCUAAGGUUAGUGCGAUUGUGGAGGGGACUACUUGGAGGUGGCCUUUCCCUUCUUCAUGGGAGCUUAUGGACCUCAUUGUUAGUACUCCUUCCACCUUUCUCCCUUCUGGUGGGUCAGAUGAUGUUAGUUGGAGCCUUGCUUCUAAUGAUGUCUUAGAGAGAGGACCAUGGUAUGUGGGAGGUUUCCUUCUCAUUCUGAAGCAGUGGCAUCGCAUGAUGAAGCUGUCUAAGGAAGAUAAGAAAACUAUCCCUGUUUGGGUGAAAUUCUACAAUAUUCCUCUGGAAUACUGGGAUGGGGAUGGUUUAAGUAGGAUAGCUAGUGCAGUGGGGGUACCUUUGUUUAUGGAUCAACUUACAUCUUCAGGAAGUCGAAUUUCCUUUGCUAGAGUAUGUGUGAAUAUUCCUACGGAUUCUGCUUUCCUUGACAGUUUUGUCAUCACUAGUGGUGAAGAGUCUAUUACUAUCCAUGUGGAGUAUCAAGGUGUACCCUUUAGAUGUUUGCACUGCCAUGUUGUUGGGCACGAAACUAAAACCUACCUCUCUGCUCAAGUGGAGAAACUUGUUGAGUUAAAGAAGAUCACUGAAGAAAGGGUUGAACUUGAUGGGGGCUGGACAAAAGUUAAGGAUAAGGAUCAAAUAGCUGCAUUCCAUGCUGAGGUGCUGGAGAUUGCAAAAAUCAUAAAUCCAGUAGCAGAGGACUUUAUUAGAAGUAUUGAGCAAGCGGGAAGAGAUGAAGUGAUGGCAAAUUCACCUAAGAUACAGGGAGGAAAAGGGGAUGGUGGAACAAAGGUGGGUAGUUCAACUAAGCAGAAGUCUUCUGGCAGAACUUCAGGAAGCCAGAGAAAGAAAAAGAGAUAUUUUUAUCAUGUCUAUAAAACUCUUUUUGGAAUGUUAGAGGGUUUUGGAAACAUGGGCGUUUUGGAAACAAAAAUUAAAAUGGAAAAUGAAGCUAAACUUUUUGAACAUAGCUUUAGAAAUUGGAAAUUUUUGUCUAAUUCACAACCAAAUCUGCUAGCUAGAAUUUGGAUAUGUUGGGAUCCAAACUUUUGUGAUAUUUUGGUGGUUCAAAAGUCAAACCAGUUCAUUUUUGUAAAGGUGACUGUUUUUGAGAGCAAUUUCAAUUUCUUUGCUACUUUUGUGUACGCAGAAAAUAAGCAUGAGCUGAGACUUUCCCUUUUUUGUGAUCUUAAAAAGAUUGCUAUCAGCCAUGCUAAUCACCCCUCAAUUUUCCUUGGUGAUUUUAACGCUGUUAGAUUUUCAUAUGAAAAAAUAGGGGGGAAGGAGGGUUGGUGUAGUGCUAAUGAUACUUUUAAUAAUCUGGUUUUGGAUUCUGAGUUGGAAGACUUGUGUUACAAUGGGUGUCAGUUUACUUGGUCUAAUAAACGCGGGGGUGGUAAUUUUAUUACUUCAAAACUUGAUAGAGUUGUUAACGAGAGGUGGUUAACUGUUAAUCCCAACUCGUAUGCUCUUUUCCUGCCUCUUGGUGUCUCUGAUCAUUCACCUGUGAUUGUACACCUUGGUCCUGAGGAGGCCAAAUUAAAAAAACCUUUUAAGUUCUUUGAUUUUUGGGCUGACCAUGUUGAGUUCCUCCCUAGAGUGCAUGGUGUUUGGAGAAAAUACAUCAGGGGCUCUCCUAUGUUUAGGGUCUGUCAAAAGCUUAAGACUCUAAAACCUAUUUUGAAAGCUUUAAACAAAAAGGAGUUCAGUGAGAUUUCUACCAGAGUUGGAGUUGCUAAGGAUCAUCUUCUUAAUUCUCAGAUUAAGCUUGAUAAAGAUCCGAUGAAUUUAACUCUUCAAGAGGAGGAAAGGGCUGCCUAUGGUAGAUAUGUAGAUCUUAGUAAAGUUGAGGAAAGUCUUGCUCAUCAGAAAUCCCGUGUCCAAUGGUUAGGUUUGGGCGAUAGAAAUUCCAAAUUCUUCUUUAGAACUGUUAAGGGUAAUGUGAAUAGGGGUCGGAUCCAUAGUGUUGUGCUUCCUAGUGGGGUUAGAGCGACUAAAAGUGAAGAGGUCCAUAAAUCUUUUGUGGACUCAUUCACUAAUCUGUUUGGGAAGCCUUUUGUGGACCACUAUAAUGGGCUUGAUAGGAUUAGAAACCUUGUCACCAAAAGAGUGUUUGAAGCUCAGUACCAAGCUCUUGCUAGGGAGGCUACUGAGAAAGAGAUCACUGAUGCCUUCAAAUCCCUAAAAGCUAAUAAGGUCCCUGGCCCUGAUGGUUUUUCUGCGGGUUUCUUUUUUAAAGCCUGGGAUGUUGUGGGGAGAGAGGUUGUUGAAGCUAUUAAAUCUUUUUUUACAUCUGGGGAGCUCCUUCAGGAAUUGAAUAGUACCUCCAUUGCUCUCAUUCCUAAGAUCCCUAAUGCUGAAAAAGUGGGGGACUUCAGACCAAUCUCAUGUUGUAACACUCUAUACAAAUGCAUCUCUAAGAUCAUUACUGAUAGGAUUAAAAUUGUUCUUCAUGAUCUCAUUGAUCUUGUGCAAUCAGCUUUUGUCCUUGGGAGGAGAAUUGCUGAUAAUAUUUUUCUUUCACGAGCUUAUGAGGGGCUAUCAUAA